AUAAUAUAUAAAGUAAUUUUAUAAAGUGUGUUAUACAAACCUUAGCACCAUGCAUCAUAGCAUGUUAUUUUAUACAAUUUUAAAAUAAAUUUUUUUUAGUUGGCCAAGUGAUUAUGUGCACCAUUGUUUGUUUUAGAAUUUACGGUAUUUUAAUUUUUAUAUUUUUCAGAAUGAACUACUAAAAUCAAAACCAUCUAUCAAUGUUCUUGCAAUUUUGAAUAGAAAUCUUUUUCAACCAAAAAUAUAUGAAAAACUCCCGAUUCGAUUGUCAAUGGCUCCCUGUUUAAUAAUUGCUGAGUUUAAACGCCUUUACCCACACUAUAGUUUUAUAGAAGAAUCAUGUUCAUUUUUUAUUACUAAAGCAUUUGCAGGAUCUUCUAAUCACCUUGAAAGUUUGCUUGUUUUACAAUGUAAAUUAGGUUCCAAGAAAGCAAAGGAUUUGUUGUUUAAGAAAUCUGAAUCUGACAAUCUGGUCGAUGAGUUGAAGAUAUCUGCAAAGUACGGUCCACAAGUUCUUUUCAACUCAACACAAUAUGGCGUUCGCAGUAGAUCAGGAUGCGAAAUGAUUAGCAAAGAUUUACAGACAAUUAAAGAGGUUUUAUGCGUUAUUGUUAGCAUUUACUAUUUGUUAGAUCUAUCGUAUCCAUCUUCUUUUUCACAACUGAUAGGCCUUUUCUAGGAGAUGUUGCUAAAUGAAAGCUUUGAAAAAAAAUCAAA
This is a messenger RNA of Hydra vulgaris (swiftwater hydra), 717 nucleotides long. The record is from RefSeq and is a predicted model, not a curated record. NCBI's taxonomy places the organism in Eukaryota, Metazoa, Cnidaria, Hydrozoa, Anthoathecata, Hydridae.